This is a messenger RNA of Diplodia corticola, 2649 nucleotides long. RefSeq names its product nuclear pore complex protein an-nup82. Gene Ontology annotation, cellular component: nuclear pore. The record is from RefSeq and is a predicted model, not a curated record. Bases 1 to 2649 code for a protein of 882 amino acids. Gene Ontology annotation, molecular function: protein binding; structural constituent of nuclear pore. Gene Ontology annotation, biological process: ribosomal small subunit export from nucleus; protein import into nucleus; ribosomal large subunit export from nucleus. The transcript has 3 exons. NCBI's taxonomy places the organism in Eukaryota, Fungi, Ascomycota, Dothideomycetes, Botryosphaeriales, Botryosphaeriaceae.
AUGCCCAGGGUCCUCAGCCAUACCCCCGCGUGGCUCUCACGUGGCGCCCCGGGCUUCGAUGUUUUCGAUCACACGUCCUCAAAGUCUAAAUCUCCGCGCAAGCUCACCAACGGUGCGAACAAACUGCAGAAGCCCGGACCCAAGCGGACCAUCGCGCAUCGCGGCAAUGAAAUAUUCGUGGUGGUAGGCGGUGAGAUACGCUGGGCGAAUCUGCUGCAUCUGCGGGAGCGCGGCCUGCCCAAGGACAGACGCGACUUCGGCCGCAGCUGGAGGAGCGCUCGUGGCGACCGCGAGACGUCUGUAGACAUGGACGAGGGCCAAGCCUACAGGAUCCUCAAAUCGAAUGUUGCUGGAGCAAUCACCGAGCUCUCUAUUUCGCCCAAUGAGGAUUACAUGGCCAUCUGCACGUCGCACACCGUUCACAUCGCCCUGCUCCCCGACUCAGCCCACCUUUCCGCCGAAGAUACUGGUCCGAUCAAACUCAAGACUUUCCAACUCGGACCCACGGCCCAUGUUCUGGAUCAGGCUCCCUUGGCCUCCGCGCUAUGGCACCCACUCGGAAGGCAUGGUCGUUGCUUGGUGACCGUGACUGCCGACGCAAACGUGCGCCUUUGGGAGUUUAGUCGGGAGAACCGCGUCUCUUUCAGCGAGCCUGAGCUGGCAAUUGACCUCAAGAAGCUGGCCAGUGGCGUGGAUUCGAUGGAGGAUUUCAGGGCUUCCAGAAUCGGCGACAAGACUGGAUUCACUCCCGACUCCUUCGAGAUGGCUGUCGCUGCCGCUAGCUUUGGCACCAGCGGAAAGAAGGCAGAGCGUGGAUGGGGGCCCUUGACACUUUGGAUCGCCAUGAAGAACGGAGACAUCUAUGCGCUCUGCCCGCUUCUCCCUAGGAAGUGGCAAUACACAACGCAGCACGCCGCUCCGCAGUACUUGCGUAGCUUGGCUUUACCUAUUCAAUCCCGUGUUGAGACAUUGGGAACUUCCGAAGACGAGGAGUUCGAGCAGCAGACUCUCGACCAACAGGCGGAGUGGUUUGAGGGCAUCAGGUAUGAGCUUGAGGAUGACCCCAAGUCUGAUGAAGUUGUUGAGGUCUAUUCUCGUCCUGCCGCUCCCGGACCCAUUCCCAGGCUGCAAGGUCCUUUCAUUCCUGAUCCAGACCUCGAUAUCGAUCAUGAGCUCACGGAUAUCAUCGUCAUUACCUCCGGAGAAGGCGAUUCGGAUGAGCCAGAGCAAGUUGAUACCGCUGGCGACAUGGAGGACCCGAAUGUCACCGUCAUUGGCGUCGUCACUAGCCAAGGGAAGAUGCACAUUUUCGUUGACUUUGACGGGGUAGAGGGGCAGUGGCUUCCAAGAGAAAAGGCCACUACUAUAAUCCCGAAUUACGACUGCCCGCCUCUGGUCUACUUCGAGACGAUCGAAUUUCAGACGUCAGAAGAUGGAGAGCCUUCCUGCAACCCAAUCAUCACUGGGGACGCUAAAGGUGGCUCAUCCGUGUUUGUCUCAACCGAGACGGGCGUCUAUUAUGUGAGCCUGACAGCUUGGUUCCGACCUUUGCAGGAUGAGCUCAGCAACCCCGCAUCAGAAGGUGCGGGUAUGAGGAUUGACGCAAUCAUGAGGGGAUCUGGAAGCCUUCUCGAGAGCAUCAUCCAGUACCGUCAGGAUCAGCACGGCGAUCUGUUGCAGUCCACAUCAGCCUGCAUCGCGAUCUCCAACUCGGAGCUGGGGUACUUUCUGCUCACGUCUGAAGGGUCUCAGCCGCAUUCCGUGGUCCUCGACUCGCCCGACUCGGACUACUACGGGGACGGCUACGGGCUGAUUCCAUACGGUGGCGACUACGAGGCAGAGCGGCUUAACAUCCCGGAGCCGUGGCCGGCCUAUCAGCCUCCGCAGUCGCUGUUCGACUACCAAUCACAGCUACCAAAAAUGCUCGACGCCGUCCCUGAACGCCACAAGUUCAUGCUCAAGCAAGAAAUCCGCCUUUCGACUGCUACGCUAGACAUUCUGACCAAGGCUCACCGCGUGCUUGUCAAGGAGACUCAGCAGCUAGGCCAGGCCGCGUCCAGCCUGUACACGCGUUGCCAGCGCCUCCAGGACGAGCUAAGAGAUCAGAUCCGCAAGGCCAACGAUGUCGCGAAUCAAAUCGAAGACGUCACGGGCGAGGAUGACGAGGUACCGGAAGGCGAAGACAGAGAGACGGGCAGCGCCAAGCUCGACGGCAGGAUCGAAAAGGUCCAGGCAAAGCAGAAGGAGCUGAUGGAACGGACGGAGCGGCUCCGCAACAAGCUGAACAAGGCGGGCACCAGGGAGCUCAGCGACAAGGAGAGGGCUUGGUUCGUCGAGGUGGACAAGAUGAAGCAGGCCAUCAACGCCAACGCGGCGGCGCGCAACGGGGCGGACGAGGGCGAAGCGGAGCCGACGCCGGUGAGGCGCUUGCAGCAGGUCAAGGAGCUCAAGGACGAUCUGCUCCAGCAGGCAAGCGAGCUGCAAGACACGGUGGCGGAAGAAGCGCCCAGCACGGGGGUCCAGGUGCCCAGCGAGUUCCGCAAGGCCAAGGUGAAGCAGAUUAUGGAACUGCUGGAACGCGAGACUGCGAUGGUGGAGGCGGCUACGAAGAAGCUGAGGAAGCUGACUGUGGGUGCGACGGGAUACUGA